Diversispora eburnea is the source of this 486-nucleotide messenger RNA. NCBI's taxonomy places the organism in Eukaryota, Fungi, Glomeromycota, Glomeromycetes, Diversisporales, Diversisporaceae. The record is from the annotation of a GenBank genome assembly.
AAGUUAUAGACGAUAAACCCAAAUCUCCAGAAAUUAUCGAGGAAUCUGCGAAAAAUGAGCCUGAGAUAUCUCCCGUCUUACCUGUAAGCAACGAAUCCAAGUCCAACAACGAGGCACCUCCCCAGCAGAUAUCAUACCCACCGGGAUAUCAAACUAGGGAGCAACGGGAAAAGCGCCUCAGAGAAACUGCGAUUAAAUACGGUGAGAACCCAGAUAAGUUUAUGACCAUAACUGAAAAAGAUAAGGAUUUGGCACUAAUAUUCAAAGACAAAAUGAUAUCAGAUGCAGAGAUGAUUCAAUUCGCAAAAGAUACUGAUGAUGAUCCAGAUACAUUAAUGGAUAAGGAUAUAGAUAGGCGGGCAAGAUUGAUAUGCAUAGAGAUUAAAAUUCGAAAGCAUGAGGAUGACGGAGAAUUUCGAGCAACCCCCUAUGAUGAUGAGGAAUGGAAAAAAAGUAUAACAAUACUUCAGGAAAAUGGGUUCUAUG